Vicia faba (fava bean) is the source of this 615-nucleotide messenger RNA. Lineage: Eukaryota; Viridiplantae; Streptophyta; Magnoliopsida; Fabales; Fabaceae. The record is from the annotation of a GenBank genome assembly.
AUGGAGGCUGUCGUCUUACUCAAAAUUGAUUCAGCUGGCGCUCUCAUUUUUCUUGGUAUGAGAUUAGGGUUUUGGAUCUCAAGCAACAUAGAUGUCUCUGUUAUCAUAUUUCCUCAAGAUACAACUUUUUCUUCAUCAGAUUCCUUUCAAAGAAUAAAGGUAUUAGGGCCUAACUCAGCCAGAGAAUCAGGAUUUCUUUUCAUGUUGUUUGAGCUUGAUGGUGAUUCUUCUAUGGAGAUUUACUGGAUUAAAGUCUCACUUCAAGGAUACAUUGAGCUCACUUUAGGAGUUCAUUCAGCUCGUUUUAUCAAAUGGGAGUUGGUCGCUUCAAAUGCAAGGAAGAAUAUUUCGUUUACGAAAGGUACCCCAGUGGUAAUCUUGGAAGAUGGCGAAGAUCCAUUUGCAUUUGAUCAGGAUUACAGUGGCUUAUCAAAGAGUUCAAACUUUCAAAAAUCUAUGACCCUAAAUAGCUCAGAGAAGAAUGUUCACAUUACGGAACGUACCCCAACUGUAAUUUUGGAGGAUAACCAUGACCAGUUUGCAUUUGAUGAGGAUGACAUUGAGCCCUCUCAGUGGGACCUACAAUUCGCAGAAACACAAACCAUCUCAUUCUAA